AUGAAUUGGUGCCGUUUUCCAGAUGAUAGUCGACUCGAUAAGCUCAUCGACGGCCUCGACGUCUUCACCGUCGCCGCCGAGGAAAUCGCCGCUUCAGUGCGCCGUGUGUGGAGAUUUGAACAACGAAACGCUUGUCGCUCGUGUCGUCUCGCCAGAUGUCUGUUCGUCGGUAUGAAUCCACGGGCGGUGCAAGGGGAAACAGUAGAAGACACGUUGGAAUGGGAUGAAGUUAGUAUUCCGGAGACGAUAUCGUUUGGCAUACAGACAGAAGUGGAAAAAACGAAGAGUGAAAUGUUAAAAGAGGAAAUAAUCGAUAGGCUACGAGGGAUAUACACGAGAACUGACCCCGAGGAGCUGUGGAAAGUCAGUUAUCCAGGACAAUAUGAUUUUCAAUACGCAUUUUAUAAUACUAAAGUGGUCUCGCCACGAACACCGUUAACGCCGACAGCUGAGCGAAUCGCCACGUUGACUGAUGUGGUGAAUGACUUCCGAAGGGCUUUCGUGCUAUUUGUAGAUAUUUUGAAAUCGAUUGAUCAACUAGAAAAUGUGAUAGAAGAGGAUAAGAUGAGAAUCGCCAAAUCUCGAUUCGCCGCGUUCUACUGGUGGUUGUGCUCCACGUGGAGUGCCGAAGCUGGUUGCAACGGUGUCUGUUAUGCCAAUGGAUCGUAUCACCCGGCCGCCGUCAAUGAUAUGCCGAAAACAGAAGGCAAACAUGGAGUUCGAAUUGACUACAACGGCGUGUCGCAGAAGAGUUUGGAGAAUUUGGUGGAGCCAUUGAAGAGAAUGAAAUUGUCGGAUGAGGAGAGAAUGGUGGGAGCGGUUAUGGUGAUUUUGGCGGAUCCUGUGCCUAAUGUGUCGCCCAAAACUGAAAAAGUGCUAGCAGAAGCUAGAGAUUUUUACCUGGAACUUCUCACGCAUUGUAUAGAUCUCCCGGAGCAAGAAAAAGGUGUCCGCCUAUCAAAAAUGGUUCUAUUUGUUGCAUCUAUUAUGGAGCUGGUACACUUGUCAACUGAUAAUAUUCAACUUUCCGACGUCUUACACGUUAUUGAUCUUGGCAACUGGUCUACGGAACUUAGGGAUCACCGGUAUAGAAGACAAUUUUGA
Caenorhabditis remanei is the source of this 1104-nucleotide messenger RNA. RefSeq lists its product as uncharacterized. The record is from RefSeq and is a predicted model, not a curated record. NCBI's taxonomy places the organism in Eukaryota, Metazoa, Nematoda, Chromadorea, Rhabditida, Rhabditidae. Gene Ontology annotation, molecular function: zinc ion binding. The coding region runs from base 1 to 1104 and encodes 367 amino acids. Gene Ontology annotation, biological process: regulation of DNA-templated transcription. The transcript has 5 exons.